Messenger RNA from Phytophthora nicotianae INRA-310, 789 nucleotides. RefSeq lists its product as hypothetical. NCBI's taxonomy places the organism in Eukaryota, Oomycota, Peronosporomycetes, Peronosporales, Peronosporaceae. The record is from RefSeq and is a predicted model, not a curated record. The transcript has 3 exons. Bases 1 to 789 code for a protein of 262 amino acids.
AUGCUUACCGGUGCCCACGCACUCUCUGCGAUUGGAGCCGUGCAGGACACUGAAGCUACCGGAAUGACGACCACAGACUUAGACUUGAUCGCUGAGAGUCACAGUAGUGCCAAUGUAAAGCGGUUCCUGCGGAGUCAAAGCGACGUCGAAGAAAGGCUGCAGGGUAAUAACAUGUUCAAUCUUGAGAAAUUUAAGCGUGCAUCGGACGACGCCAACUACGCCAAAUCGCUGUUCCCGGAGCUCAAAAAGCUGGGUAUCCAUGGCGAAAUGAAAAGCUUGAGGAUGCUAUGGGAUUACCGCAAGUAUCUCAAACUUCAUCCUACCAAGAAUGAUCCGAAACUGUUUGACAAAGCAAAGAUCACAAAGGCGUCCACGGACGGAACGUACGCGAAUGUGUUGUUCGGUAGAUGGAAACGCUAUGGACUCGAAUGGGACGACGUCUACAAAACAUUCAAAGCCAUGGGCUUUGCGACGGACAAGCAGCUCUCCCAGGUUUACAAGGACUACCGCGCCUGGCUAAAAAUCCACCACCCAUCCAAGGACACAGAGCUAACCUCGGCCCAAGCAUUCCUCUUUGACGCCUCGAGGAUCGAUAGGGCCAAAUCGAACUCCGCACUCGCUCAAAGGCUGUUCGCCAAGUGGAAAGCUAGUGGACUCGACGAGGGUCCUGUGUACCAGAAAUUGUGGAUAAUGGGUCUCGAGAACGACAAUGCCGUGUACAAGCUCUACACGGAUUACGUCUUGUGGCUCGACAAAAACUUUCCGUUGCCGCUGAAAUCUACCACUUAG